GCUAUAUAAGUGUGUCAUUAUAGAAGCUUUCAAUCACAAGUAAAACCCGAAAAUAAAUUUAUACUACUGGCAGCAUCAAUUUCCAUGAUGUUUCCAGUAAUUUUGACUCAAUGGUUUGUAUUGGGUUUGUUCAUCCUCUCAGCUUCUUCAACUGCAAAACCGUUUGAUAUACCAAGACUUAGUCCAACAGGACCAAGAAUUGUGCAAGACCCUGAAGAAAUAUUUAUUUCUGAGUUAGUUUCUGAUGAUCUGGAAACAUUCUUUUACAAUCAAACGCUUGAUCAUUUCAACUAUAAUCCUGAAAGCUACGAGACCUUUCAACAAAGAUAUAUUAUCAGUUCUAAGUAUUGGGGUGGCGCUAAUUCUAGUUCACCAAUCUUUGUUUAUUUUGGUGCAGAAGCACCAUUAGAUGGUGAUCUAACUGUUAUUGGUUUUCUUGCUGAUAAUGCUGCUCAAUUUAAUGCUCUUCUGCUAUACAUAGAGCACAGAUACUAUGGAAAAUCAGUCCCAUUUGGAUCACAAGGAGAAGCAUUGAAGAAUGGAAGCAUUCGUGGGUACUUUAACUCUGCUCAAGCUAUUGCAGACUAUGCAGAAAUCAUCAUUCAUGUCAAGAAAAACUUACAGGCUGAAAAUUCUCCUGUUAUUGUUAUCGGAGGAUCAUAUGGUGGAAUGUUGGCCUCAUGGUUUCGACUUAAAUACCCUCACUUAGCUCUUGGAGCUUUGGCGUCAUCAGCACCUGUUCUUUACUUUGAUGAUAUUACCCCUCAAGAUGGAUAUUAUUCUAUUGCCUCCAGAGAUUUCAGAGAAGCUAGUGAGAAUUGCUACAAAACAAUACAAAAAUCAUGGGCAGAAAUUGAUGGAGUUGCUUCUAUGCCUAAAGGCCUUGAUGUUCUAAGCAAGAAAUUCAAGACUUGCAAACCCUUAACUGAUUCCGAUGAGCUAAAGGAUCGAUUAGACUCGAUGUACAGUGGUGCAGCUCAGUACAACAAGCCACCAACAUAUCCAGUUAACAUAAUUUGCAGCGGCAUAGAUGGAGCUGCUUCUUCUAGCAAUGAUACUCUUGAUAAGAUUUUUGCUGGUGUUGUUGCUUAUAGAGGAAACAGAUCAUGUUAUAUUAAUCCACCCACUAAUCUAUCUGAAACUUCAGUUGGGUGGAGAUGGCAGACAUGUAGUGAGAUGGUGAUACCGAUUGGGCGUGGGAAUGACACCAUGUUCCCACCUUCUCCUUUUGAUCUCAAUGGAUACGUUCAGGACUGCAAGGCCAUCUAUGGGGUUCGACCUCGCCCUCACUGGGUCACUACCUAUUAUGGAGGCCAUAGCAUAAAACUAAUUCUUCAGAGGUUUGGUAGCAACAUCAUUUUCUCCAAUGGACUAAGAGAUCCUUACAGUAGUGGCGGGGUGUUGGAGGAUAUAUCAGACACUAUUCUUGCAGUUCAUACAGCCAAUGGAUCUCAUUGCUUGGAUAUACUUAUAGCAAAUGAAACAACAGAUCCAGAAUGGUUGGUUGCACAACGGAAAACUGAGAUCAAUAUUAUCAAAGGAUGGAUUAGCAAGUACUAUGAUGAUCUAAGUAUUAGCAUUACCAAUUAAACCACAUAAAAGUUCCUUGUAAAACAAUAGUGGAAAUCAAAGUUAGAAAUUGUACAUAUACAAUAAUGGCAAACAAUUACAAAGAUCAAGAAGUUGCAUUUCUGGAUGCUGGAUAGUAUUGUCAAUAAAGAAAGAUUCAAAACUGUGCUAGAUA
This is a messenger RNA of Ricinus communis (castor bean), 1744 nucleotides long. RefSeq names its product lysosomal Pro-X carboxypeptidase. NCBI's taxonomy places the organism in Eukaryota, Viridiplantae, Streptophyta, Magnoliopsida, Malpighiales, Euphorbiaceae. The transcript has 9 exons. Gene Ontology annotation, biological process: proteolysis. The record is from RefSeq and is a predicted model, not a curated record. Gene Ontology annotation, molecular function: serine-type exopeptidase activity; dipeptidyl-peptidase activity. Bases 85 to 1590 code for a protein of 501 amino acids.